Messenger RNA from Anisakis simplex (herring worm), 366 nucleotides. The record is from the annotation of a GenBank genome assembly. Lineage: Eukaryota; Metazoa; Nematoda; Chromadorea; Rhabditida; Anisakidae.
GGCACGGAAGGAUAUCGAAAACAGAUCAACAGACUCAUGGAUUUGGCUGCCUACUUUACGGCAAAAAUUCGUCAAACUGAAGGAUAUGAACUUGUAAUCGAUCCGCCCGAAUAUUUGAAUAUCUGCUUUUGGUACAUUCCACCAAGCAUUAGACACAUGGAUCCGGCCGAGAAGAAAGCUCGUCUUGAGAAGAUCGCACCGAAGAUAAAGGCAAAGAUGAUGGAACGUGGCACGACGAUGGUUGGCUAUCAACCCGACAAACAGCGGCCAAAUUUUUUCAGAAUGAUCAUUUCAAAUCAAGCGAUCACCAGACAGGAUUUGGAUUUUCUUAUUCAAGAAAUCAUUGAGAUCGGUAAAGAUAUGUAG